UCAACUAUAGGCUGCACAGCCAAACGUUAUUGCUUUGCUUGCAUGCUUUAUACAGUGCAACAUGAGCAUUAAAACAAAUGGAUACAAAAAAAUGAUGGGUUAUAUUUAUUUAAUAUAUUGAACUGUUAUUACAAUUAUAUAAAUAAUUUGUGUGUAUGCAUGCAAGUGUUUCCUUGGAGCAUGCAUUGUUAUCAGUGAGGGUCUAUGGGCUGCUGCAGAUGUGUUGUGGGUGCUCACACACAACAAACAACAUCCUAAAGCAGACUGCACUACUGACCUAUUUCCUUAAAUCAAAUGCAGACAGGAAGGAGACCUCGCCAAAAACCAAAACAAAAACACGGAGCCACUCAGAGAGCUAUCUCAGAAAUGCAUUGGGAUAUACUAAAGUUUAUGAUAGCAACCACUAUACCAGCUGCUAAAAUGCAUCCUUCUACAGCAGACAGGCAAUCAGACAGGCGCACCGACGCAUCCACGCGACUGCAACAGUGUCCAAGCGCCACCUUCAGUAUCCAACCUGAGGGAGGGGGAAAAAAAGCAAAUAAUCACAUAGCCUACAUCUUUUCCUCCAAACACAUCUGCAAAGAGUGUCUGCCAGUCUGGAGAAUACCCCCUCUUCUUACGUGUUUUCUUCCUUCGUGUUUAAAAUAAGGGAAUAGACCUUAUUGUCUUAUGUGCGCUUUGGUGCGUGAUGUGCGUCUCAGGAGCGCAUGGUGCUAACUGUGUGUUUAAUAUGCCUGUCUCGCCCGGCGUGUUGUCCCAGACACUGUGUACCACAAAUCCCCACCUCCCCUCCAACGAGAGCUCGGGAGGGAGGAAUAAAAGGGUUAAGGGGAGUCUUGGAUGGAGUCUGCUGGGCGGAGCGCAAGAGACCUGAUUGGAUGGCGGCCCGUGACGCAGGGGACGUGAAAAAGCUGAUAACUAGUUAAGAAGGCAGUUUGUAAGUCUGGAAAAAGAGUGCAGAGCUUGAGACUAUACAACGCGCAGUGGACGUGGACGAACCGGCGCAAACACAGAGCUCAGCCUUCUUGGCAGAGUGCAGAAGGGCUGACAGACAACGGCAGCGUCCGGACACAAAGUGACUUUAAAACGGAGGGCGAUGGUGCAGCACACAGACAACAGCGAGACGGACGGGAGCAUGUCCAGGGAGGCUACCGACUCGGAGGAGAGUGAAUUUAUGGCAUGCAGCCCCGUGCCGAUAAACCCGGACUGGUGCAAGACGGCCACCGGUCACAUCAAGAGACCAAUGAACGCGUUCAUGGUCUGGUCCAAAAUCGAGAGGAGAAAGAUCAUGGAGCAGUCGCCGGACAUGCACAACGCGGAGAUUUCCAAGCGCCUGGGGAAGAGGUGGAAGAUGCUCAAGGACAGCGAAAAGAUCCCGUUCAUCAGAGAAGCCGAGAGGCUGCGGCUAAAACACAUGGCCGACUACCCCGACUACAAGUACAGACCCAAGAAAAAACCAAAGCUCGACAGUUCGAAAUCUUCGGCGCCGUCUCCGGAGAAGUGCGGUAAAAUCGCAAAGACUCCCAGCAAGAAGUGCUCAAAGAUAAAGACUAAGAGCGGCUCCAAGUCAUCCCACGGCUACGGGGAGGACUGCGUGUUUCCCAGCUUAAAAGUUACAAAGACUGUGAAAAUUGAGCUCACCGACGAGGACGACGACGACGAGUACGAGGAGGACUACCGGAUGGGGAUUAAGGCGAGGGACGAGGAGCGUCUGAGGCCGUACAAUGUAGCCAAAGUUCCCGCGAGCCCAACUUUGAGCUCCUCGGCCGAGUCCGAGGGGACGAGCAUGUACGAAGAAGUGCGGAACAACAACAGACUGUUUUACAAUAUCAAAAACAUUACCAAGCAGAGCACAUUGCACGCUGCUUCCGUCUCACCAGCAUCCUCCAGGUCGGUCUCCACAUCCUCCUCCUCCUCCUCCUCCUCCAGCAGCUCCUCUUCCGGCGAGGACGCGGACGAUUUGCUGUUUGACUUUAGUUUAAAUUUCGCCCCCAGCGCCCCAGGCUCGGAGCUGGGCAACCCCAAUUCAGGAAACCUCUCCCUGUCUCUUGUGGAUAAGGACCUGGACUCUUUCAGCGAGGGCAGCCUGGGCUCUCACUUUGAAUUCCCAGACUAUUGCACGCCAGAACUCAGUGAGAUGAUUGCCGGGGACUGGUUGGAGGCGAACUUUUCCGACCUGGUCUUCACAUACUGAAUUGAAGAAAGAAAAAAAAAAAGUUCCUCUAGUAAUAACAGAGAGGGAAGAAAGUAAAUUAUAUAUGUGUCCUGGUCAAGUUGUCCCUAGCCCUGCCUCCUGUGGGUUUUCUGAAGGGUCCUAGAGGGAAGGUGGAGGACCAGGGAGGCGAGGUGAGGUUUGAGGAAUGAGAUGCUUAUGAAGCUGGUAGCAAAAAAAAAAAAAAAAAAAAAAAAAAGAGCAAAGUCUGCAGACGUUUUUUUUCUGGCAGCAUGACAGGGUUUUAUGGAUUUUUUCCCCCGUAGGUCUGCAUUUACUGUUCAGCUUAAACGGACCACAAAAGGGAAAAAUACGUGAACUUCUAUGCAUCUUAUCCUCUUAAAAAAAACAAAAUAACUGCAGGGAGCUAAAAAAAACGGACUGUGGACAGACUCAAAGCAAAUCUGUGAACUGACAAUUGUUCAGGAUGUUACUUUACAACGGUUUAUGUCAUUUCUAAAUGCCGCAAAAAUGUUUGUUUGUUUUUUUGUAACUGAUUCAGUUUACCUCCUGGUUUGGUAAAUUACGCAGCCUAAACCUCUGCAGAAUAGGCCUACAGGUGUGGAGGAAACAUUUUGAUACAUAACAGACCUCAUCUUUUUAAAAGAAAAGUAAGAUAUUUUCAGGCAUAUUUUUGUACAGUUAAAAGGGAAUGUUCUUACUGUGCUUUCAGUGAGUUUCAGGCACUUCUUCCCUUUAUCAUUUGUUUUUAGCAUGCAAGGGAGUCCUGGUUUUAAGGAUUAAGUUAAAUUAAAACUUGCAUCAAAAAUGCCUUGUGAUUUCAAACUAGGUUUUGUACAGUUGUAGAGCAGAUUUGUUGAGUAUUUGUAGACGAUACAAUGGCAUCAUGGGGAACACAUACCUCAGAGCUGGAACUAGUUUCAAGAUUGUAUAUGUACUGUAAUAUAGUAAAGUUAGGAGUUUAUGUAUAUCAUACUCGUGAUAUGUGGAUGGGUCCCAAUCGCAGGUGUGAAACUGGAUUUUGGUAUUUUUUAUGGCACAUACUGUUUUUCCCCCCUCUCAUUUUUUGUGCAAUAUAUACUCUUAAGAUACAGACCAUCAACAAUUGUAGCAAGCGAUGGAAAAACAGACUUGUGCACUGUCAACAUCAUGUCAUGUUAUGAUGCUGAAGCCUGUCCAGGCAGAAAAAUAAACAAAUCAGCUGGCACUGAUACAAAACUAUAUAAUAUGGCCUCAUGGUGUGAUGCAUACUAUAUAAACAGAUUGAUAUCACAAUUUGAAUGUAAUUUGACACAUAAUGGGCAAAUCUGACACUAAACAGAAUCUGACUGGGGAAAAGGAGUUCUGCAGAAGGGCAUAGUCUGAUACAGUGGUGGUCUGGCAUUCGUUUAACAAGCAAGCAAAAAAGAACAUUCCAUAGUCCUGUUUCAUGUAAUGAAACUUUAUUUUAAAACUGAAGACUGCCUUCUUUUUUUAAAAACAUUAACCAUAAACCUGUAUUUUUUAUUUCUUGCACUUAAAAAAAAGCAGAUAUUGUUUAUUUUUAUGUGGGUUCUACAUAUGAAGUCUGUUUGAUAAAAAGGUUUUGGACUAUGACCUAAUUAUAUGCCAAGACAUUUUGUUUGGAAGUUCUAGGCAGUAGUUACUUCACAUUCCAAGUGUGAAUCUGUCUUUGACUCAUCUUUUAAUAAAUAAGUACCUACCACCAUC
Molecule: messenger RNA, 3883 nt
Organism: Anarrhichthys ocellatus (wolf-eel)
Lineage: Eukaryota; Metazoa; Chordata; Actinopteri; Perciformes; Anarhichadidae
Gene: sox11a
Product: SRY-box transcription factor 11a
Exons: 1
Coding region: 1097-2194 (365 amino acids)
Biological process (GO): camera-type eye morphogenesis; positive regulation of transcription by RNA polymerase II; neuron differentiation
Cellular component (GO): nucleus
Molecular function (GO): DNA-binding transcription activator activity, RNA polymerase II-specific; RNA polymerase II cis-regulatory region sequence-specific DNA binding
Source: RefSeq, a predicted model, not a curated record